Molecule: messenger RNA, 2295 nt
Organism: Guillardia theta CCMP2712
Lineage: Eukaryota; Cryptophyceae; Pyrenomonadales; Geminigeraceae
Exons: 2
Coding region: 1-2295 (764 amino acids)
Molecular function (GO): protein binding
Source: RefSeq, a predicted model, not a curated record
AUGGAGGGAGGAGACGACGACGGUAUCGAGAAUUCUUCAGCCCUGCCCAUGGUCUCUAUCUCUAAAGAGAGCCUGUCGUACCAGGGAGAAGCGCUCUGCACCUCGCUCCUCACAGCCAUCAAGACUGACGUCCUCUCAGCCAAGGAGGCGUGCUACGAGGCCAUCGGAGAAAACUUCACGUCCAGGUCCACAACUGGCAUCCUGCUGGAGGGGACUAAGGUAAAGCACCUCCUAGUCGGCGGUCCAGCAGCUGUGAGCAGGAACGUGACGGUCGGAGAGAACAUCUACAAGGUCAAUGGCAUGGCGGUCGACGAGCACACAAUCAGCAGUGCCAUGCUCGACCAAGACGUCCCGGGCACCUUCGUCUCCCUCUCGAUGCAGGACAGCAGCUCGAGGCUCGAGGGCGUUCCCAAGGAAGUCCUGCUGCUGCGAGCGCCGACGGAGAAGCUGGCAAACCAGAACAAGAUGCUGGAGUAUCUGAUCUCGCUCAAGACCGUCUGCCAGCACGAGGAGGCACCAAGGGCGCUGGUGCACGAUUGUAUCAACCUCUGGAACAAGAUGAUGGUGACAGAGGAAACAUACGCGCGGACGAUCCUCCACAACGUGGAGGGCACGUGGAAGAAGAGCGGGGACUUGGUGGAGCACAUGCGAGCUCUGCUGAGAGCCUUCGCCAAACUGCCCGGGGAGGGUGCGGCCGACGCGGUAGGGCAGACAGAGCUCAUCCUGCGCCAGCGGAUCGCCUACCAGACCUCCGCCCUCGACAAGGCGGUGGAGGAGCGCGACGCCCUGCAGUCCUCCCUCCAGCGCGAGCGCGAGCUCAAGUCCGAGCUAGAGGCUGCCCUGCACAAGACGCAGGAGGAGCUGAAGGCGAGCAGGAAGUCAGCUGAAGUCGCCAGGAGCGGCAGUGCCCAGCAGGGUGGUGGGGGCGUCCCUGCCAGCCUUCAGCUGGGGAGGGAGAGGCUCGACCCGCAAACAGAGACCGCGGUCUUCUACGAGCUGAUGAUCGAGCGCCAGCUCACUGCCCGGCUGCAGACCGAGCUGGAGGCGACGACGGCGGCGCUGAGGCUGAGCGAGGGGGAGCAGAGGAGGCUGCAGCGGCAGGAGGGGAUCCUGAAGGAGCAGGUGGAAGCGCUGAGAGACUCGCUGCAGAAGGAGGUCAACGAGAUUCAGCUGCUGCUCGACGAGAUCUACCACCAGCGAUCCGAGCACGAGAGCUUCCGCAACGAGGCAGCGGUCGCUCAGGUCUGGGCCAAGGAGGCCGUGCAGGCUGGGAACGCCAGGGCGGCGGCCCUUGAAGCAGAGCUCUCGAAGCAAUCGAGCUUCAGCAUGACCCUGGAGUACAACAAGGAGGUGGCGGAGGAGAAGGUGCGGAUGCUUGCGCUGGAGGUGGAGAGGAAGGAGCAGGAGAAGGAGGAGAUGGCUCUGCUCUGCCGGCAGCUGGAGGAGGACAGGAGGGUGUCCGAGGCAGACGCUGCGGCCGUGAGGGCGCAGAUGUUGGUGAUGGGCAACGAGCUUCGGGCGAUGGAGGAGGAGGUUGCCAAGGCAGCCGCUGCUCUGAUCGUUGAGAGGGAGAGGUCCAGGGAGGUGGAGCUGCAGCGGGACCGCGCGCUCUUGCAGUUCCAGCAGACGGCGAGGAUGCGCGAGGAACGCUCCCCCUCCCCCCAGGCGAGGUACGAGGAGGCGCUGGGCAGACUCAGGAGGACGAGAGCUCUAGAGCAGGAGACAAGGGAAUUCUAUCAGUACCAGAUGGCGUUGGAGUCUUCCGGCCUGCUCAGGUUCAGGAGCCCCGUCCCCGUCGUCCCCGCUGCCUCCUCCUCCUCCCCCCGCCUGGAGGCGUUAUCGCCGCUCCAGCGGUCGAUCGAUCGAGCCGCCCGCUCGCUCUCGCCUCCUCGCCGAUCGACUCGCUUCCCCUCCCCGUCGCCGAUGAAGAGCAACGGGACCACGUACGUUGUCGCAGCAGAGCUCGCUUCCUCCUCCUCCCUCACGCAGACCGCCGGGGUCGGCCUCCUCCUGUCACACACUAUCGACAACAAGUUUGUGGUUGACUCCGUGAUCCCUGACGGGGCCGCAGCGAGAGAAGGACAGAUAGAGGUGCGGGACGAGAUCGAGCGAGUCGACGGGAUCAGCCCGAAGAACUUGAGCGAACUGCAGAGCCUCGUCCAGGUAAAGAUAGGAGGGAAAGAGACAGAAGGGGAGGGAGAGAACAUUUCUCCUCGUGCUCCUGCUCCUGCCCCUGCUCCUGCCCCUGCUCCUGCCCCUGCUAUUGCCCUUGCUCCUGCUCCUGCUCCCCUCUGA